GGAAUUUGUUGGUGCACGAGAGCGGCGGGGGUGAAACGGUGUGAUCUCUCGCACUCUGUGGAAGGGAUGGCAUGACGGCAAAAAAAACAGGGAAGAAGAUGAAGUGACGAAAAGUGCAUCAUUUAGCGCACCGAUGGCAACUAUGUGAUCCCGACGCGUAAGGAAAGCGGCCGUGGAACUGUGUUUGCAAAACUCUCCUAAACUCGCGUUCUUUUGCACAGCCGGCAGCUGGUGGCAUAGUGGAUGAGAAAAAAAGAGUUUGUGCGCUUGUGCUGUACUUGAAAAGUAAAUAGUGUGAACCGCGUUUCCGUGCAAUCAUCAAAAGGUGGAAAAGGCGAACGAGACGGCAAAUAGGCAUCCGUGAUCUCGGUUGUGGACGUCCGUCGUUGAGGUGCACAGCGGCUUGGGGUUGUAGGGUGCGCGUGCCAUGCGUACGGGUGUGUGUGUGUGCGUGUGUCGCGGACGGGAAGAAAAGCAGCAACAGCAGCAGCAGCAGCAGCAGUACUUCUGGCGAGCUGUCAUUUGCGCUGCUCCCAUGUAGCGAAAUCGGGCAAACUUUUUUUCAGCUCCCAUCCCGACCAGGAAUUUUUCCCAUUAAAAUGAUUGGCGGCUGCGAAACAAGACAUCAUCGACAACUGUGUGCCGUUUGAUGCCCGCGGAGUUGCGAAGGGCAAGCAGCCAGCCAGAAAAGAAGUGGAAUUAGGGAAGCAAAAAACAAUCUCGCACCAUCACCACCACAUCGCCGUCGCCAUCAUCGUUUUGGUGAGGAAGAGGAAAAGCAAUAAGAGGGUGUUGUGUAUCUUCGCCGUCGCGUUACAGUGCUUUUUAAAUCGGUGGAUUAAAGUGUCCGCGCAUAUGGCAGCAGGCUUGGUUGUACACACAGUGUCGUCUCACUAAAAGCGAUGGCAUAAUGCAUCCCGAGGAGGUGAAAUCGAAGGCAUUCGUACUGGAUCGAACGCAGGUGCAGGCGGACGUGAGCGGGGGUUUCGUCGGGACGGGGCAAGUAGUGCCAGUAGUACCGCAGUACCUCAAUCACCAGCAGCAGCAACUGUUCCAGCAACAGCAGCAGCAGCAGGUCUUUCAGGAGCAGCAACAUCUAUUGCCCCAGCAGCAGCAACAGCAGGCGGCGCACUAUCACCAGCAGCAACAACACUACCACCAUCACCAACAGCAACAGCAGCAACAGCAACAACAGCAGCAGCAACAACAACAGCAGUACCAACAACAGCAUUUUGGGCGACAGACAGCGACCUCCUGCAUGCAGGAUAAGUACAGCGGCAGCACGCUCCGAAGCCAGCUACCGCUGGAAUGGGGCGACAAUUUGUCCACGGACCGGGGUGUCGGAGUGGGAUCAACCAUUGGGGCCCACCAUCUACACCAACAGCAGCAGCAGCAAUCCGACGUAGUGGUUGGACCGAAUGCGUUUCUGCACGGGGCGAGUCUUCCGUACGGGAAUGAAACCACCGCGCAAAGCCACCAACGUCGGAUGGUGCCGCCGGCGUCCACCGUGAAUCAGUAUUCUGGGCGCACCAGUGAACCGCUGCCGGGUGCCGGCCAAGGAGGCGCAUACUUCCACACCGACCAGCUUAACGCCGGUGCAAUGGGACACUUCGGUGUGGGAGUAGAGACGGGUGCCGGCGGUGGCUAUUCCCCCGGCGUUGUCACCGGCGGUAUGGUGCGAUCCGUCGGGCUCGGGGCGAGUCCGAACGCCACCUCUCCACCCGUUGGCGUACCGGGAAUGGCGGGUGGCGGUGGAACGGGCACCGGUGGAGGUUAUGGGCAUGCGACGUCCACACCGACCCACGUGACCUCGUACAUGCAGCAGGGUGGUUCGCCGGGAGCUCUGCAGCGUAUGAGUGCCGAGCUAAACGCGUCCCCGAUGCAGCAGAUGCAGGUGCCGGACCAGCACCGGCUCGUGGCGCCCAUGGUGCACACGGAGUUUCCCACCGGCUCAACGAGACCAUCGUUCCCACCGGCCGUCACACUGCCCUCGGCGAGCCCGUGUGCACUGGCCGAUGCCGGCGGUUCGAUGGUUUCGAUGGCAAAACCAUCGGACAUGACGCUGGCCAACGAGCAUCAGCUAAAGCAGGCGCAAAUGUCGGUCAUUACCCAGCAAUCGUCGGUGGUAACCACUGCUUCCGGUUCCAUGUACGGUAUGCACGGGGUGGGACCGAUGGAAGCCCCACUGGAAUCGGAAUUUACCUUCCCAUCGGUCGAUACAAACCCCAACGAUGCUGUCCAGCAGCAGACGCAUCAAUCGCAGCAAUCCACUAUGUCGUUGCCUUUGGUUGGAAACAACGGCACGAACACAACAACUACCAACUCUGGAAUGGUCGGACCAACGGGACGGGGAGACUCUACAUCCGACCGCGUCACACGUUCCAGCACUCGUAAUGUGUGCGCCGACGAUCCCAAUGAAGACGCCGACGCACUGGUAGAAGUGAUCCCGAUGGAUCCGCUCGCCACGACGUCCGACGACAAAACGAACAACGACAACGUCAAGGGCCUGCUGUUGCGCUCCUCCGCUGGCGGCUCCGCGAGGGGAAGGGACGAUCCAUCGGAGAGGAAACAGCGGCCAGUAAAGCAUGUACGGUUCGUCGACGACGAUAACUCGCUCGAUGAUAUGCCGCGCGCACGUGGUAACGUUUCACCGCAUCCGCUCGGCAUGGCACAAGCAGGACGCGGCGGGGUAAGGGGAGGAAACGGCCCGCAAGAAACAGAGGAGGACGACGACGAUAUGGAUGGGCUGGCGUUAAUGGAACACAUACCCCCGGUGCAAAGUAUGCUGGUGGAAAUGGAGGACGGCGAGGAGGAGGAUGAGGACGACGAAGCGGACGAUGACGACGACGAAGACAACGAGGACGACGAUGACGACGAGGAGAUGGAGGACGACGAUGACUACGGCGGUAGACGACGGCGACGCACCGGAGCUACCCGGGGACGAGGUGGUGGGGGUGUCGGGCGUCGCAACACCCGCUCGAAGCAUGACGAUUCGAUCGAGCUGGAACUAGAACCGCUUGUUCCGGUGGUGGUGGAGUUGGGCGAAGGGCUCGGUGACCAUUCGGGCGGGGGCGCCGGUAGUGCGAACGAUGGUGACAGUCAGUUGGCACCGGUGGCGCAGGUUUGCCGCGUCUGUCUGUGCGAAGAGAAAGACCCGGACGGGGUGACGGAGCGCAAGAUGGAAUCGCUCUACUGCACGGUCGUGCCGGAGUAUCAGUCGCGCAGUCUCUACUCGAUACUGGUGGCCGUCUGCCAUCCGCUGCACCUAGGCAGCAAUGCUGGCAUGCCCGACCGCAUCUGCCUCGACUGCAAGGGCAAGCUGCUGGCUGCGUACGAGCUGUACGAUACGUGCCUGCGGAACGACGAGCUGCUGCGCCGAAAGUAUCACACGAAGCUCCUGAUGGCUUCAAAUGCGGCCGGCGACGGCCGACGCAUCAAGAAGGAGCGCUUCGAUCAUCACGGGGCCGAUAACGGCGAAGGAGAUGAUGCCGAUUACGAUCCGGACGGUGCGAUUCGAAGCUACAAAGGAUCUGCACGCGGUCUCGGGAUGAAUGAUCCCGAUGAUGCCUAUCUCUAUGCCCGCCAGUACCCGCUGCAUAUGGCCAGCAUGAUGAAGAAGCCCGGCGCUGGCAUGGCUGCGUUACGGGCACGCUACCAGCAGGCAAACGCCGGUGCAAACAAAUGGAGCAAAUACCAGCGAAACCCGGUUCCCGCUUCGAGUCCGAUGCGCAUACAGCACGUCACGAAUGGUCCCGAUGCGCUGCGCCACAUGGGCGCUGGCGAUGGUAGUUUAGCAGCCAAGCGGGCGGGCCUGGCGUACGAAUACAAUUCGUUCCAUCGCCUGCUGCCGAACGGCCAGCACCAGUGCACGAAGUGUUUGCGCGAGUUUAAGUACCACAGCUACUACAAGAAUCACUACAUCAGCCAGCACGAUCCGACGAAGCCGUACAAGUGUCGCAAGUGUCACUACACGUUCCGCCACGAACGCUGGCUGAUCUCGCACAUGCGCACGCACGUUGGACCGCUCGCAAUGCUCGAUCUGAGUGGCGGCGGUGGGUCCGCGCUCGGGCAGCAGGAUCUACUGGACAGCUCGGCAGGCUCUGGCGACAUGAUGGGUGGUGGGCAGGGUCGGGGAAGCGCUGGUGGCAACGAGCUACUCCAGUGCGUGCCCUGCGAUCAGACGUUCCUGACGUACACGCUCUACAAGCGCCAUAUGCUGAUGCACUCGAGCAAACAGCGCUGUCCGAUCUGCGAGAUGCGCUUCCACGAUCAGGCGAGUUUGAUGGAGCACCUGCGCAACCACAAGGCCGAAAAGCAGGCGCGCACCAGAAGCGGAGGCGACAAAGAGGGCGCGGGUGGCAGUGAGCAGCAGCGCGCGUACGUGUGCACCGUUUGCUCCGCUUCGUUCGCCAGAGAAAGCCAACUCACCGGGCACAUGCAGGAGCAGCAUCCGAAGGCAUUGCUGGCGAUGUACUCGGAGCAGCUGUUCAAGUGCCGCGUGUGUUUGGUGGAAUUCGACGACCGAUCCACGCUCGAGACGCACUUUGCCUCGCACGAUGAAGCGCAAAGAACGGAGGCGAUAGCGGCGGGGGCCGCAGAACGUUCCAAACACGACGGUGACGGUGAGGAGCAGAAAAAGAACGACGACGACGAAGAGACCGAUGCGUUGAAGUCGGAUAUUAAAAAGGAAGAGGACAGUAGUUCCGAUGAGCAGAAGGUGGCGGGUGAUGGGGAUGUGUCAAAGGUGAAGAGCGAAACAGCACCGGAUAUGGUGCCGGAUGGAUUUGCGGCGGUGCACAAAUGUAAACUUUGCCAGGUGCGGUUUGCAAAGAGAAGCGCUCUGGAUGCACACAUUGAGACGCACGUGGCGACGAUGAAACGCACAACGGGCAAGCGUUCGUACAACGAGACCGCCGAUGGUGAGGGGUCGCUGGCGGGUCAGGAGGACGACAGUGAGGACGAUGAGGAGGAUGACGACGAGACGUCGGCAUCUUCAAGCCGACGAGCUAAGCGUCCAAAGCAGGACGGUGACGAGGAGGACGGUGCCGGUGGGGCCGGUGGCGACGACGAUGACGAAGAGGACCUGAUCGAUCCGGACGAAGUGUCCUUCCAUCCGGACACGGGCGAGCAGAUGUUCACGUGCCGCAUGUGCGGUAAGGUCAUCAGCACGGUGACGCAGUUCCGGCGGCAUAAGCGUGUCCACUCGGCCAAGGGCCGGCCGUACGAGUGUCACAUCUGCUUCUAUCGAUUCGCGAUGAAGUACAGCUACACGGCGCACAUGCUGCGGCACGAGCUCGGCUGCGACCCGACCCAGCCGACCACCUAUCGCUGCUCGAAGUGCGCCGAGACGUUCACCAGGCGCAAGCUGCUCAAUCAGCACAUCGCGACCAAGCACGGCCGCUGGUCGCUGGGCGCAUCCUCCAUUGCGGAGCUGCUCGGCAAUCACGCACCAUCGGCCGCGGCGGAUACCUCGCUCGAUUCACCGGCCAGCGGUAGCGGUAGUGGCGGCCGGGGCAGCCACACUUGUCCGGUCUGCUCGGAAACGUUUACGCGCGAAAGCGUCCUUAAUGGGCACAUGAAGACGCACAACCUGGAGGCGGCGCAGAUGCUACACUCGGAAGUGUGCUACCUGUGCCGGGUGUGCAGCAGCGAGUUCGAGUCACGCGCCCUGUACGAGGCGCACGCCGCCGAGAUGCAUCCGGGCACGAAAACCGACAUGAUGGUGGAGUCGGGCGAUGGCGAGCAGGAGUCGGAGUCUGGUGCCAACCAAACCACCGGUACGGAAGGAGGGCAGCAGCGGCAGCCGGAGGAGGAGGAGGGCGAAUCGAAUGCUGACGGAGAAUUGCGCAACGAUCCGUCGAAAGAGGACGACGAGUCGAUGCCUGGAGCUGGUGGUGGCAGCAACAGUGGCUUCACGCUCAUCUACAAGUGCAAACUCUGUUCCGGACGCUUCCUGAAGAAAAAGUCGCUCGACUGGCACCUGCAGACACAUCGGUCGAUCGCGAAGCAGGGCGACGGUGUGGCCAUUCUGCCCGACAUCGGCCCCGACGUAGACACCGAGCAGAUUAAGCUGUUCAAGUGUACCGUUUGCGGUCAGAUGUUCGACAAUCAGAUUAUCUUCCAGGAGCAUGUGCGUACUCAUCAGCUCGGCCGCGCACCGCGACUCUCGACUGGCUACGGUUCCGGUGUCGCCGCUACUACUCCCACCCCAACUCGUCGCAAACGUUCAUCCUGGCCAGGUCCCAUCAUCCAGUGUCAUUUGUGCAAGAAGACGUUCACCUACCGCAGCCAGCUGCACCAGCACACGGUGCUGCAUCAUCAACCGGACAAACCGUACGAGUGCAAAAUCUGCCACUACAGCUUCGUGCACGAGCUGAAUCUGAAGCGACACGAGUUGCUGCACUUAAAAGAAGCGGUAGCCGCGCAUCCUACCGAUGCGGCUGACGAUAAUUCGCAUCUGUUACAGCCGCUGGUGCUGAUGGGCGGGCCGGAUGAAGCCAACGGUGGUGCGAAGGAUGGCAAUGAUACAGCCGACGGCGGCCAACCAUCGUCCGGACAGGCGGAAGGUGAUGGCGACUGGUCGCAGCGAAAAAUCAAGUGCGUUAUCUGCUCGGCCCGGUUUAGCCGCCAGAGCGAGCUGGUGGUGCACCUGCAGACACACAUAGAGCGUAUCAAUGAGGCGCGGAAUCGGCGCGCCCCGUCCCUGGCGCAGGCGACCGACAUCGGUAUCUCACCGAACGAUCGGCAGUGCAAGCUGUGUCACAAGGUGUUCAAGUUCAGCUGCCAGUUGAAACAGCAUCACGUACUACACCAUGCCCGGGAGAAGCCGUUCGAAUGCCGCACGUGCCAUUAUCGGUUCGAGUUCAAGGGCCACCUAGUGCGGCACCGAGCGAACCUGCACCCGAACGAGCCGAAGGACGCGUACGGCGACGGAGACGCCGCCGGCACGAGCUCCAAUCGAGCUACCGGAAAUCUGCGCCGUUCGGCUUCGUUGCUUGACGACGGAGGUGCGAGUGGCGGCGUGCCAAAGUACGGCGGAAUGGUCACGGACGAUGUGAUUAUCGCACCGACCACCUCGGUGUCGCGCUCGGAAGCGGGCGGGUCCGGGGGCGUUGCGACGCACCAGUGUCCGAUGUGCUCACUGAAGUUUAUCAAGGCACGCUCGCUAGCGAUGCACAUGCGGAUACAUCUUGGUGGGCGCAAGCUGCGCCGCGUUAUCCCGGCAACGGCAGACGGAUCAGACGCCGGCGGGCCAGAAGGUAUGUCUCCACUCCAGGGAGGUGGUAUCAUGGGGGGAGGUGGCGGCGGCGGUGGAAUGCCUGGCUCGUCGGGGUCACCGUCGGGCGAGAAGCAGCGAGAAGCGCUGGUGUGUCGCAUUUGCGCGGGCACGUUCUCUACGGCACAUGAGCUGAAGACGCACAUGAUGACCCACAUCGGCGGGGAAGCGAUGGACCUGGAGGUACCGUUCGGCAUCAGUGCGUUCAAUAUGUUGCACGAGAAUAUGUUCAACGAUUCGAUGGGCGGUGGUGGAGGACACGGCGAGGGGUCGUCCGCCGGCGGUGGCACCGAGGAUCAUAGCGCCGAAGGUGGUAGUAACAGCAGGGCCGAAGGUGGCAGCUCCGAUGGGGAGUAUCCGCAGCAUGACGCAGACGAUGGAAGCGGAGGUGAUCCGCUGUUCGAUGGUUCCAACUUGGAACUCGUGUUGGAUGACAAUAUCUACGAUAAGGAUUUCAGCAUGCGUUACCAACAACAGCAGCAGCAACAACAGCAGCGAAGACGAGCGGCGUCCGCUAAGAGUCAUAACAACGGUGGCGCCGGCGCUGAUGAUGACGAUGAACGGGAACCGGACGGUGAUGACGACGAUGACGAAAACGAUGAUGAUGUGACGGAUGCCAACGACGUCGAUGGUGGUGCAGAAGAGGACGAUGAUGAUGACGAGGAGGAAGAGGAAGACGAGACAACCGCCAGCUUCCGGCGGAAUAUGAACCUCCUUCCAACCCACUCUCGUUCGCGCUACGGUGCUGCAGGUGGAGCCGGUGGGAUGAUGAUGGCGGGUGGUAUGCGUCAACAGCAGCUACAGUUACAACAGCAGGCCGCUGCAUCUGGCUCUUCCCCGGCCGUCAAGGGCAAGAUAGUGUGCGAGCUGUGCAAGAAGGAGUUCCUGUAUCCUUGCAAUCUCAAUCAGCAUAAGACGCUGCAUCAUUCGAAGGACAAGCCGCACGAGUGUCGCAUCUGUUACUAUCGUUUCGAGUACAGUGGCCACCUGCAGCGUCACAUCCGGCAGCAGCACGAGGCUAUCGCCGACGAGCUGCUGGAGCCAACUGAACCGCAAUCAUUCGACUGCAAUUUUUGCGGCGAAUCGUUCGAGGCAAAACCACUUCUUACGGCACACGUUCAGUCUAACCACCGGGGCGAGAAGCCGUUCCAAUGUGACAAGUGUCCAGCGACGUUUACCUAUAAAAAAUCAUACGAAACCCAUCGAGAGGAGCAUCACUUGAAAUCAAACAAUGGUGCUUUCAAGUGUAGUUUCUGCAAGAAAACUUUCAACAGCGCACAAAAAGUAGACAACCAUGUUUGCAUCCAAUAGUAUCAUUGGAAAUCGAAACACCACGACUACAACUAAGAAUAUAAAGAAAGGAAGCAAUGCUAAGAGUGUUAUAGCCUCGGAGGAGCCGAGGUAAAGAUGAGGUGUGUUGUGUGACCAGGAGCAGCGUGUAGUGAAGUAAUGCUAAAUAACGGUAACGUAAGCCACAAACAACUAAAUCACACCCGUAGUAUCCAUAUACAUAUAUCGUAACCUUAAUGCAUGGUUAUAUAUAGAUAUAACCUUAAUGCAGCUAUAUCGUAUCUUUUUACAUACUCAAGAAAGGGAGAAAAAAAUCGUACAUAUAGACAAAGGUGUAAGUUUAGCCCUAGUAGAAAGAGAAAGUAUUGUUUAAGUGCAAAGUUUGAGCAGCAGUAUAUAAUAGGAGAGAGCCAGCAGAACAGUAGGAAUAAACUAACAAACAUACAGUAAUAACAUUUGCAGGAAUAUAAAUCGCCUAUGUACACGUAUAUAGUGGUGAAGCGGGGUCUAGCAAGAGGAGAGGCAUAUGCCGCGUAAAAAAAAACAACUAGUAUUUAAGUCAGAAGCAAAUCAAAAUCAUAAAAAGAGUAACACACAGAAAAACAAAUACAGCCACACUCAGUAACAGUAGGAACGAAAACAACAAGCAGCGAUGCCGCAGAUGAUAAGUAAGAUGCAUGAAAAGAGAAGAACAAACAAACAAACAAACAAAAACGAGUAACAACAGUAAGUAAACUAACAAAAGCAAGUAGUAGUUCAAAUUGUUUAAGUAUAAACUUACUUAUAGUGUAAAGACAAAAAUUGUGGAACUACAGAGAAAAUGGACGGAAAGCGAUUAGUAAGCCGAACAGUAAUCAAAGUACAUCACCGAUAGAAUAGUAUGGGGGAAGAUAAAACAACAACAAAAAGAUUUGAGGAAAUAACUAGCGCAUAAGUUGUAACAGAGCACUUAAUAGAGACAUCAGGAAUCUUCGUGAGUCGUUAAUAUUGCACCACCACCACCACCGUUUCCUGUUGGAAGUUGCAUUUUGUUUCUAUUUCCUCAUUUACAUGCACAUAUGACUGCUUUUAUACCGCUCUUCCUCUUCCUGGGAAAGCGAAUAGAGAAGCAAAGCUGUCGUCAUGCUUUUGAACAGUAUCCUGCAACUAAACUUCUGUUUUGCGAAGCUAUGAUAAUUAAGGACUGAUUUACCUUCUGAUCAUCUCAUUUGGCAUCUUGUUUGUUUAAGCUUGCAUAGUCGAAAAGGUAGAAUUUGUACUGUCGAGGAACUGUAUUUUAUAAACUAUCAGUUUAGCUUAGUCUAUAAUUAUUUUAACAUUAUCAGCACCGAAUCUUGGACUCAUGUAUCAAGAUUGUAUGAUUCAUGCUGAUCUUUUUAUUUGAAACGGUAUGUUUUCUGGUAUUGUAUAAUUUUAUGGAAAAAAUGCCCCUUUAACAAUGAGAUUGUUUGUCUAUUUGCUUUAUAUUAUGACGAUUCGUCGGUUUGCAAUAAGAAUAAUCCAUUUUUGAUCAUCCUGCAUUCUUGCAAAGGCGGACCGGAUUAAUAACAUCCAUUAAAUUCGUUUGUGACCAAUGUUUGGAAAUUGCCAGAAAAAGAAAUGAUGGUCACGAAAAAAAACAACAAUUAUUCAUAACGAUUAUGUAGUAUAGCGAGAAAUGAUGAUGAUAUAGCCCAGUGGCAGUGGAAGACAUGCUGCCUACGUAUCGAUAUCCAUUUUAGCUUUUCUGGCAAAGAAACAAAGCAAGAGUCUAUCAUCCACGGAUCCCGCCCGGCUCUGAUGUGUUGUAGGGCUAUGCCAGGGUUUCCUUUCCUUGUCGUUUCAAUCAAUCAGCCACAUCAUCGAGGAUUACGGACAACUUCAUGAGCAUCAUUAAUUUAUUAUUAUAUAUUUAUUAUUGUAAUUAUUGUGACGUAUUUAACCAAAUCCUCUCCCCACUCAGUACUGGGCAAGGCAUGAACACGUAGCUGAAAUUAAUCUAACACAAGUGUCACAGAAGUGUACUGAAAAGAAAUGCAUCGGAAAUCCCAAAUCAUACAAAAGCAGUGAACAAAUUAUUAUUCAUCAGAUAGACAAAAUAGGAAUGUAAAGCAAAUGAUAGAAGAAAGGGUUGAAGGAUUGGAAAGUUGAUUGAAAUAAAUAUAAGAUCUAGA
Messenger RNA from Anopheles coustani, 10719 nucleotides. RefSeq lists its product as uncharacterized. Gene Ontology annotation, molecular function: zinc ion binding; RNA polymerase II transcription regulatory region sequence-specific DNA binding; DNA-binding transcription factor activity, RNA polymerase II-specific. Gene Ontology annotation, cellular component: nucleus. Gene Ontology annotation, biological process: regulation of transcription by RNA polymerase II. Bases 911 to 8587 code for a protein of 2558 amino acids. The record is from RefSeq and is a predicted model, not a curated record. The transcript has 7 exons. NCBI's taxonomy places the organism in Eukaryota, Metazoa, Arthropoda, Insecta, Diptera, Culicidae.